CCACCCAACCCGUACUCUCUCUCUCUCUCUAUAUCUCCAUCUUCUCUAUCUCGUCCUGUCAAGAAGAAGGAAGAAGACGAAGAAGGAAGGUGAAGAAGAAGCAAGAAGAAGAAGAAGAAGCAGCAGAAAAGGUGAGAUCUCGAUCUCGCACCGAUGCUCUCGAAUCGAACCUGUUCCUCCCCGAUCCCCCCGCAUCGAUUCGCCUGAACCACAAAAAAAGUUCGCGUCCUUUUCCCUCCUUCGAGGCGUAGAGCAGUUAGGGCCUUGAGCAUUCAUGGCGGAACUCGCGGGCGAUCUGCCCGGCGAGCUGGUGACCGAGAUCCUGGACCGCCUCCCGGUCGAGUCGCUGCUCCGGUGCCGCUCCGUCUCCAAGCGGUGGCGCCGCAUCAUCGACAGCCGCGAGUUCGUCCGCUCCCACCUCGCCCGCUCCUUCGAGUCCACCGCCAACCUCACCCUCUUCUUCCGCCACUCCUCCAGCCUCUACUGCAUCGACCUCACCUCCCUCCUCCGCCACGGCGGCGUCGCCGAGAUGAACUACCCGCUCAUGUGCUACAGCGACCAGAUCCGCGUCCUCGGCUCCUGCAACGGCCUGCUCUGCAUCUCCAACGCCGCCGACGACGUCGUCGUUUGGAACCCCGCCACGCGGAAGCACAAGUUCCUGCCGUACUCCGCCGUCGAGGUGCGGCGCUCCUCGGUUUUCUCCGUCUGCGUCUACGGGUUCGGGUACGACGAGAGGCAAGACGAUUACGUGCUGCUGAGGCUGGUCCAGCUCGUGACGGAGCCGAUCGAGUCGGAAGUUAGUAUCUACAGCUUGAAGGAUAACGCUUGGAGGCGGCUCAAGGACAUGCCGUACUCCCUCGUUUAUCCCCGCAAGAUGGGGGUUUUCGUGUGCGGCCAUCUGCACUGGAUAAUGACGCGGGAGCUGGUGUCGGAUUCGGCGAAUCUGCUGGUGGCUUUCGAUUUUCGAAUUGAGGAUUUUAAGGUGGUGGACCAGCCUGAAGGUAUCGAUAAUAAGCUUGACAUGGAUUUGUCCGUCCUGGGAGGGUGUCUCUGCCUUAGCAUUAACCGGAACCACAUGGGUGUCGAUGUGUGGAUUAUGAGAGAGUAUGGAUUGAGAGAUUCAUGGAAUAAGUUGUUCUCGAUACCGCAACCUGAAGUUGCGAGGCCUCUUGGGUUUGUCCGGCCGUUGGCUUACGCCAAGAAUGGUCGUCAAGUUUUGGUAAGACAGGACAGUAAGAAUCUCAUUUUGUAUGAUCUACAGACUAAGGACAUCGAGAGGGUUGAUAUAAACGGCAUGCCAAAUUCCUUUGAAGCAGAAAUUUGUUUGAGAACCCUUGUUUCGGUCGAUGAUUAUGGAGGAUACACCAAGAAGAAGCAGCAAGAAGCGGAAGAGAUUGAGAAUAGGACCAAGAGGGAUGACUUCCUCUCGGUGGGCUUCAAGCUUGUUCUCUAAUCGAGACAUAGUUGUGCAAGGGGGUGAGUUAUCUCUAUGAACUGUGAUUACUCUGAUAAAUGACUUCGCUUUACAAAUUUUAUCGAGCAUGAUUUUUUUAUAAAUUGGACUUUAAUUGAGAAAAUAUCGCUCCAAUUGUGUUGUCAAUUUUUUAAGCAAAAACAUCUUGUUUUAGAGGGAGGCAAACAGUUAUUGUGUCUAAGUUAUGUACUUAAGCAUCAGAUAGGGGUUUUAUUUUCUAGAUAAACCAUCUAAUGAUAACACAUGCUGUCUUGUCCCAUCGAUAUGACAUGGUCAUGGAGAAAUGAAACGUGAGCAAAGUUAUAGCUAACUAGUAGGACGGAGAUCGUGAAGGAUUCUAUAGUCGAGUUUUCCUGUCAUUUGUUUAUGCCCUCUUAUCUUUCACCUUUUGUUAUGCCUUUUUAACUUGCUAUAUAUUCUGUGUUUUGUAUUGUUUAUACUUUCACGUAUGUUUGAAGUCGUUGAUGCAUCCUUGCCAUACUUGCAUUGAAACAGUGUCAGUGUCAGUGGCUUUUUGUUUCUGAACUUCUUUAAGAUGCGAAUAUAACUUUGCAGCAUGUGUAUGUUUGCCUAAAGAUGUUGAUAUUUGUGGGUAGCCUUACCAACUUGUCAUAGAUGAAACAUUUUCACUUUUUCUGGUUGCAAUAGUGUAUCUUUGCUUUCUUAUGCUAUGCCCUGUACAAUAAAAGUUCCAUCUAUAACUUUAAUUUACCAUCUCUUUCUUGGGCUCUCUCUGGAUCUGAUCCUAGAACCUAAAUCUAAUCCCCGUAAUACAUAGGUGGGGGUCGAACCUCCCACCUGCCAAAUUCCUUGUGGGAUUUGUGAUGACUGGUUUACAAAUGCAAUGGCUUUAAUUUUAGCCCAUCAUCAUAAACGGCAUAAGGUUACUAAAUUAUUACUUCAAAUUACUUCUAAAAGAGUGAUGCAUUUAGUAGUUCUUGAAACUUUCAACAUAGGAGAUCUGUUUUCCUUCCAAUUCAUGAUAUAUCCUAUGCGUGUAAGAGUGUCCUUUAAUAAGUGAAAAACAUAUCUGAAAAGCAAUUGCUACAUGCUUUUAUGUGUCCGAGGUCUUGCCAUGACUGCCAAUUGGUUUUUCCAGGUGUCACAAACUACUCAGCGAAGGAAAUGCAGUAGGAGAAGUUAAGUUUUUUGCCUCAGUAUUUAGAUUCAUGGCUCAACUUUCGACAAUAUGGACCAAUGUAUCAUUGGGAAAGGUUUGGCAAAAAAAAGAGAAAAAAAGAUGGAUAAAAAUAACUAUCAGACCUGCCCAACAUACCCCUCCAGUAAGUAGAGAAUACUUUUUCCUUUCCCUGAAGAACAAACUGCUGAAAACUGCUGUCAACAGAAGUAACACAAAGAAGAACUAAUUAGCACAAUUAAGGAAACCUACUAAGCCCGCUGACAAGAACCAUACAACUUGAAAUUGAAGUUAAGGACCUUGACUAUGGUAUAAUAAGUUGAUCCUGUUGAUCUGCUCCUUCAAGUCCUUGACCUUGGUGAGAGUUUUGUCAAAGGAGGACAUGACAUCCCUCAAUUGAGUCCUCUUGGCACAUGGCUCUCCUCGAGCCUUUUCUCCAACUACAACAAUAGCGGUAACAUCUGUUUCCAACUUUCUCUCAACCACUACCAACUCUCUCAACCAUACUCUCUACAACUCGACCUAAUAACAGUUGUCACAAGCAGACACUUGAGAUCAUGAACUGUGUGGCAGUUAGGCUUUGAAUGACUCAUUCACCCUUUAGUAUAGUCAUCUAAGCUCAGCCUUCCCCUGAACUAUUGCUUACUCACUCACUUGGCCCAUCUCGAAUCAUACAGACGAGUGUUUAUACUUGAACUGAUAGUUACUCUUGUAUCGGAAAUUCCAACCGGCUAGCUUGCCUUUGACAUCAUUAUCGACGCUCCUAUGAAAAAUUGAUGUUCUAAAACUCUACAGGGAUGUUAAGCUAGAGGAGGAAUGUGACAUUUCAGUUCUGUAACAUUCUCCCCAAGAAUACUUUAAACAUUCCCCAAUUGAAAGUCACAAUCAACUGCAGUAGUGGCAAGGUUUGGGGUUAAAAGUGUGCUCCAAAUGGAUGGAUUAUAGGUCCCUCUCAAAAGAUUUUUGUUAAUACUGAUUGUCACAAGUUGAUGUAGAGUGGAUGAGCAGAGCCUUCUCCUGAAAAUGACAUUUUUGUGGAACCUGAGAGUGAAUCGCGAUCGGUUGAGGGAAGGUUCCAUUCAUGCUAAUAGCAUAUGCUUGCAGGCUUUUAUUGAUCAAAGUGCCAAAAUAAAAAGAAGCUGCUCCAAUGCUUGUCUUCCAAGAGGAAAAGGUGACAUGUAAGCUUUGUGGAGAGAAGCAUGGGUAAAGCAUGGGUAACCAUAGCGUAUGAUACUGGCAUUAGCAGCUGAAGAAGCUUUGUAUCGAUUCUAAUCUCUUCUAUGAGACAUCAUUUGAUAUCAGGUCAGGGUUAUAGAUCGAAUAAAAUUACAUGGAGAGGGAAGAUACCUACUUCUGGUCUAAAAGUGACUGCCAACUGUUGUCAUCUUGGUAUGUUAUGCAAGGAAGUUUGCUUUUGAUACAGUUUGGUGGCAAUAUACCACACAAGAAAGUUGCUGCAGCCAUUUUUAUAGUAGUGCCCAGAACACUAUUAGAACAGAGCAUCUAUUUUGGUCCGGCCACACAAACCUAGUUCAACCCAAAUCCAUGUGAAGCAUUGUUCUACAACAAGCUCUGUUAAACAUUCCAUAUCCAGUGGGUUGAGGGCACUUUAAUUGCCUGAGAGUGAGGAAUGUCAUGCAAUGUUGUUGAUUAUUGGGAAGGUUUUUUCUGAUGAAUCGGGAGGUGGAGUUCUCCAAGGAAAGAGUCCCCUUAUGAAGCAUUGUUCUACAACGACUGUUAAAAAGUCUGUACCUAAAACCAUAUGACCUCAACUUAUGUGGGAUCUUUCUUUUGCUGCCGAGUUGACAACGGAGCUGUUUUGAGGUAAUGCUUCCGAGCCAUCAUCGCUUAAGCAAUCAGUAUAUCACUGAAUAGUAGAGUUUCGUAUGGACAGAUUGAAGAUUGAAGGUGAAUAUUUUUUUCCCUUAAAUUUUGUCCUGUUGGAAUGGGAGUUUGGGCACCUCAUUUUAUGCGAUCUGCGGAGUUGGUUAUGCUGGGUUCUGUAAUGUUAAUUAUAUAGGCUGUAUUGUUGUUUGUGGAGUGUUGGAUUUCAUAUCAAAGCGUAUGGGGAAGGAUCAUCCAAGGUCUGCAUUGUAAUCACCCUAGGCGAAGCGGAAUCUGAUGUACUCUGGAGUGUACUCUGAAUGCAUGUUGUGGUUUGAAUGUACUUAGAUACCAGUAAUUUCCAGCCUGUUCCAUCCCGCACCGGCACGAGAAUGUAUCUUAGUUGCUCUAUCUUGUCAGACGUAUAUGCAGGGGCGCAUGCAGGUGCGUGUGAUGAAAUUGCGGUUCCUUCUCGUGUACAAGUUUAGAGUUCUUUUGCCUUUCACAUCUUAGCCAUUGCAAUUGAACAGGUUGGGGAGCACCAGAAGACUUGUAGUUGACUUAUCAUCGUACUUCCACUACAGGUCGAAUUGCGUGAGACCACAUUUUAAGUCAUCGGGGCCCUACAAUUAUGUCCUUUUUCCAUGGAAAUCUACUCCGGCGUGCACGUUACGAGUGCAGUACGCUUGUACGACUAGCCUGCCACCACCUUUGUUUUGCAUUUUCUCGGUCCAGAUUCCACAGGCCGAGACAUUACUCAUCGGCACGGUUUUCCACGAGAAUCUUGACUAAGGAACCCUCGUGGAUCACAACGUGCCCUUUUUUCCAUGCUUGAUGUUGUCUGGAAUCAAGGGAAGAAAAGCUGCAUGAGCCGAGUCAAGUCAAGGCACGGUUUCCAAAGGAAUCUGGACUUAGAAAUCCUCGUGGAUCACACGGGCCAUGCUACAGCGGGCUUGUGUUGACUGACCACGAAGAAAGAAGAGCCAGCAUGAGCUUAGUCAAGGCACUAGUGUUGGGUGGGGCUGUACCCUUUUGAGCGGAGUCAACCUCGGAGCCGAUUGUGUAUUUUCACUUGCCCAAGCAUAAUUACGGGGGAAAAAUAAAAGAAAAACAAUCCCAUUAUUUUUUUGGAGAAUAAAAAUAUCAAUGCACAAGUUAGAAAGAAAAAUAAUAAAACUACGGAUCAACAUGAUCUUUUCCUUCUCGGAUUGAAUGUCUUUUUGACCUCUGUUCAAUUCAUUGAUCGAGUAUCUGUACAAGAAGGUUGAACGUGGUGAGAUUAAAACAGAUUAAAAGAUCA
Molecule: messenger RNA, 5736 nt
Organism: Eucalyptus grandis
Lineage: Eukaryota; Viridiplantae; Streptophyta; Magnoliopsida; Myrtales; Myrtaceae
Product: F-box protein CPR1
Exons: 2
Coding region: 275-1453 (392 amino acids)
Molecular function (GO): protein binding
Source: RefSeq, a predicted model, not a curated record